AUGACAAGAACACAAGUGGUAUGUGGAGAACAAGUUGCCUUCUUGAAGAAUAACCCAGACCCAUGUCCAUUGAACUUCUUUAAAGAGUAUAAUUAUCGUAAAAAGUUGACUGCCUAUAAUGAUUAUGUAUUGUGGUUGAAAAAAGCGUUGCAAGAGGACCCUGAUUCGGAGAAGCUAUUAGAAUUAAAGAGAUGCUUAGACAAUAAAAAGUAUAAAAAUGACUGGAAACGAUAUGAAGAGUGGAAGAAAAACAAAAAUGCAAACGUAAAAAAACAAAAAAGAGAUGAUAAUGUCUCAUUUGAUGGGCAAUUAAGUGAUGAACUAAUUAGUAAAGCUAAGAGCGACGAUGAUGACUCUUUAGUAUCCCAGGAUAGCGAUAGUGAUAAAGAGUUGAUCAAUACAGACACAUUAGGUUAUGAUAGAUUGGUAUUUCUUUUUAAUGAUUCAAACAAAGACGUAAUUGUGGGAAAAAUUGACGAAAGCACCCUUGAGAAAGAAAGUGAAUUACCAAAAGCACGUGAUAAGGGUCCAUCCAAGUUGAUAUAUGCAGACUUGUUGAAUGCAUUCCGCCAAUACCAAAAUAAAAUUCCCCAAAAUCACAAACAAUUGUCCCAAGAUUUUGCAAAUCAUGUAGAGUGGAAAUGUGAACCAGCACCAAUAAACAUACAGAAUUAUUUUGACAAUCAUUGCGAAAAACUUGACAAUACUGAUGAAAAUAAACAUUUCGAUACAAACAUAUAA
Dentiscutata erythropus is the source of this 741-nucleotide messenger RNA. The record is from the annotation of a GenBank genome assembly. Lineage: Eukaryota; Fungi; Glomeromycota; Glomeromycetes; Diversisporales; Gigasporaceae.